AUGGCAAGGCAGCAGACAGCCGACAGAAAUAUUCCCCAUCUCCGAGAUAUCUUCGGAUUUGGUAACAAAUGGGAGAACACGCGUCUCCAAGCAGAAGAGAAAGCACCAGGACACGACAGCGCGGUAUCUGUCGGUUCAACCUCUGGUGAAGAGGAGAGUCCUAAGAACAGCAAAAAGAAGAAGUCACGUCGUCGUGAUAAUAGCAAAACUUUAACGGAAAGCGAUGUGAAACACCUGGAGAGACACCUGUCCAUGAAGAAGACCAUCCGCAAGAAGAUCAUGCGCGAUCUGCAGCAGGCGUUCGUUGAGGAUCCGAAUGAGUUCCGGGUAGAUGAUAUACCACCAGAACAGCUGAAGGCGGAGAUCAAUAUUCAGAGUCUGAGCUUUGGAACACCAUCACAGAAGCAGGGACGCACACGUGGCAACGCAGAAAACACAUUUCUCGACAUGCUUCGUGCUGGAGGUCUGGAAAAGAACUCUGGUGAUGGAGACAGAGACUCUGGACAUGGUGGCUCCCCCACUAGGGAAACUCCCAAUGCACAAGACACGGACGACGAAUCUAGUUACCCCUAUGAUACACCAGUUGCAACGCCGUCGAAAAAGAGCGGCAACUUUUGGAGACGUUUCACCAUGAAGAGUCGUAACAAG
Messenger RNA from Heterotrigona itama, 648 nucleotides. The record is from the annotation of a GenBank genome assembly. NCBI's taxonomy places the organism in Eukaryota, Metazoa, Arthropoda, Insecta, Hymenoptera, Apidae.